AUGGAAGACUCGGAAGUUGUGGGCUCUUGUACGACCAUGUGUCCCAGGCUAGAAGAAUUGACGAGGCAGAAGUACAAUAGAGUCCACAGACUAGAACAAGCUUCAAAAGGUGACCAAAAUCCCAUAAUGGUGAAAGAGUUCAGCCGAGCUGCAGCUGGUAAGAAAAUUAGCAUAAAUGAUCUCCGACCAUCAGACGUCCUCCUCAGAACGACUUUCUACCUGGUCAAUCGAAUUAUGACGUCACCUUCGGAAUCAUUCCACGUCAUCUACAACUUCAUCUUCGAUCGCUUGAGAGCAAUUCGACAGGACAUAUGUCUGCAGAGGCUGAAGGAUGGUAAUGUGGUUACCAUUUAUGAAGUCAUUGUCAGAUUUCUGAUAUAUUCUGGGUACAGGUUGUGUGAUGAAGAUGAUUCGCAGUUCGAUCCAACAAUAAACAGAUCACAUCUGCAAGAAUGCCUCAAACAUCUUCUACUUUUGUAUGAAGAUACUGUAGCGGCUACUGCCGCCGCCACAACUUCUACUACCACUGUUACUACCACUGCCACUACUACUGCAGCCACUAAUCCUACUACAGAUAACACUAGAAUGGAUGAUAUUAUUGAUGGUUUUAAUGAUAUUAACAUUGACAACAACUGUAGCAGCAAUGACGUUGAUGAUAUUAAAUGUUACUCAGUAACAUCAAAUGGUGACGAUGCUGACAACAUUCACCAUGAUAAUCUGCCACCAUCCAUGGAGAAACAUAUCCAACACAGUCUGCCAUCUUGUGACGAACUGCCCCAUGAGAAACAUCGUGACACAGAGUUCAUAAAGUACUACAUGCUACUGAACCUGGGCAACGCUGAUGCUCUCCAGUCUGAUGCCUCAUUCAUGGGAAUAUUUGAAUUGAGCAAAUCCUGGUUCUCUAUGAAAAACUACCAGCGGAUUAUGACGAUGUUAAGAAGGAGUGCGAAGAGCAAAUCUUCAUCAUCCCUAUCAUCGUCAUCAUCAUCAUCUUUAAAUCAUCUGACGCCAUUGGAGGCUUGUUUGUUACAUGCUCAUAUGGAUGCAGUCCGAAUAAACUGCCUUGAAAUAAUGUGCCGAGCUUACAACAGCAAGGUCAGCACAUGUUCGUUGGCCGACCUCUGCGAGUUCUUGUGUUAUGAUUUGGAGAUGGAAUCAUCACUUCUGAAAGAUUUAUUGGACAGCUGCCAAAUCGAUGUCUCCCACGAUGGUGGCGUAGUUCUCAACAAGGCCAAAUUCAAGAUGCCCGUCAAAAUACUACCUACGCCUGCAACUACCUACGCCUGCAGCUACCUACGCCUGCAACUACCUACGCCUGCAACUACCUACGCCUGCAACUACCUACGCCUGCAACUACCUACGCCUGCAACUACCUACGCCUGCAACUACCUACCUACUCUUGCACAGGCCUCUCCUCUCUCAUCAUGGUGUCCACUUUUUGUUGCUUAA
Messenger RNA from Helobdella robusta, 1449 nucleotides. RefSeq lists its product as hypothetical. Gene Ontology annotation, biological process: spindle assembly; centrosome duplication. The record is from RefSeq and is a predicted model, not a curated record. The transcript is spliced from 8 exons. Gene Ontology annotation, cellular component: nucleus; spindle; centrosome. NCBI's taxonomy places the organism in Eukaryota, Metazoa, Annelida, Clitellata, Rhynchobdellida, Glossiphoniidae. The coding region runs from base 1 to 1449 and encodes 482 amino acids.